Molecule: messenger RNA, 438 nt
Organism: Scomber scombrus (Atlantic mackerel)
Lineage: Eukaryota; Metazoa; Chordata; Actinopteri; Scombriformes; Scombridae
Gene: stum
Product: stum, mechanosensory transduction mediator homolog
Exons: 4
Coding region: 1-438 (145 amino acids)
Source: RefSeq, a predicted model, not a curated record
AUGGAACAGAAAGAAGGAGGAAAAGAGCAGGGGCGCGUUAAGACCGGGGACAAUCUUGGGGCCAAAGCCAUGGCUGGGGCUCAUACAGCAGGCGGAGGAGUGGUGGUGGAGGUCCGGGAGAAGAAGGGUACCCUGAGGGCUGCAAUACCCACAAUGCCUUUCCCUCUGGCCGUCAUCUGUCUGUUUCUUAACACCUUCAUACCUGGACUUGGUACCUUCAUCUCAGCAUUCACAGUGCUGUGUGGAGCUCGCAGCGAGCUGAUCUCUGAGCGAGGUGUGUGCUGCGUGUUCUGGCUCAACGUGGCAGCGGCCCUCAUCCAGAUACUGACAGCUGUUAUCAUGGUCGGAUGGAUAAUGAGCAUCUUCUGGGGAAUGGACAUGGUCAUCCUGGCAAUUUCUGACGGCUGUAGAGACCAGGGUGUUCCUCAAGACGUCUGA